AAACCAAUGUUAAAACAACAAACUCCACAAUUUCUAUUUGCAAACAAAAUACUUGAAGUAACACAAGAUUACAACUAUUUAGGUCUUAAACUUACAACCAAUGGGAAAUUUACCAUAGCAAUGAAACAACUUCCUGAUAAAGCAAAACAUGCUAUGUUCAGCACAAAGAAAAAAGUUGAUUUUCAUUCACUCAAUCCAAAACUAGCAAUCAAAAUUUUUGACA
Messenger RNA from Paramuricea clavata, 223 nucleotides. The record is from the annotation of a GenBank genome assembly. NCBI's taxonomy places the organism in Eukaryota, Metazoa, Cnidaria, Anthozoa, Malacalcyonacea, Plexauridae.